CAGACGGGCAGAGAGAGAGGGAUAGAGACAGCCUGCGCGAAAGAGGAGAGACUCCCCCAGCCCGUCUGCAGCGCCAGCACUCACCAUGAGCUUCCUCCUCUUUGCCAUCUCGGCCCUGCACGUCCUCAUCCUCGUGCUGCUCUUCGUCGCCACUCUGGACAAGUCGUGGUGGGUGCUGCCGGAUGAUGAGACUGUCAAUCUGUGGUACGACUGUCUGUACGACAACAACACCCAGAGCUGGGUGUGCGCCUCUGUUGCUGACAGCCAGUGGCUCCACGCCGUCCAAGCCCUCAUGGUCCUGGCUAUGCUCUUCUCCAGCUUUGCCUUCGUCCUCUUCAUGUACCAGCUCUACACCAUGGAGCGCGGGGGGCUCUUCUAUGCCACCGGCGUCUGCCAGCUCUUGGCCUGUAUCUCGGUGUUCACAGCCGCCUUGAUCUACGCCAUCCACGUGGGCAAAUUUCACCUGGACCGGCAGCCGGGCGGCUCCUUCGGCUACUGCUUCGUGCUGGCCUGGCUGGCCUUCCCCCUGGCGCUGCUCAGUGGCGUCAUGUACAUCCACCUCCGCAAGAGGGAGUGACCCCCACCCCCGUCACAGGGGGGCUGCUCCUGACCAUGGCCCAUGCCAGUGGAGGGGGAGUCACCCCCAGGGGCUGAUCCCUU
This is a messenger RNA of Terrapene triunguis (Three-toed box turtle), 660 nucleotides long. RefSeq names its product epithelial membrane protein 3-like. The record is from RefSeq and is a predicted model, not a curated record. Gene Ontology annotation, cellular component: plasma membrane. The transcript has 5 exons. Bases 86 to 577 code for a protein of 163 amino acids. Lineage: Eukaryota; Metazoa; Chordata; Testudines; Emydidae.